This is a messenger RNA of Trypanosoma theileri, 1257 nucleotides long. RefSeq lists its product as uncharacterized. The transcript has a single exon. The record is from RefSeq and is a predicted model, not a curated record. The coding region runs from base 1 to 1257 and encodes 418 amino acids. Lineage: Eukaryota; Euglenozoa; Kinetoplastea; Trypanosomatida; Trypanosomatidae.
AUGAGUGGUUACACCGUAACUCCUCACUCUUCCCCACCUCUCCUAUUACCGUCAACCACCGCUAUUGCUACUACUACUACUAUUACUACUAUUACUACUAUUACUAGUGCAGCGACUCCACCACUGUUAGGAUCAGCAACAGCCGUAUCAACCCUAUCCUCCUCUUCCUCCUCUUCAACAUCAUCAUCAUUGCGUGUGGGCAGUCAAAGAAGUAAAGAAAUAGUUUCCCCUCAAAGUAUUCAAAUAACACAAGAUGGUUCUUGGCAUUGUAUUUGCGGCACUAUCUCUACGACGUCGUCUAGUUUUUUUAAACAUUCUCGUAAUUGUUCCGUAAGAAAGGGCAUAUCAUCAUCAUUAUCACUUGAAAAGAAGAAAACUGUUGAAGAUCCACCUACUGUGCGAGAACAGAUGUUUUUCUCACUUCAAGAAGCUGUGGCUUCUGGGAAACUGCUGGGUGAUUCCCUUGCAGCUGCUGUGAAUGCCAUUCAAUCUGCAACAGAAGAGAAAAAGGAAGACACACAUAUAAGAGGAUCGUGGCGACUAACAAAAACUUUUCUUCCCGUAUCUGGUAGUGCACUUAUUUCAGCAGCAACAAGAAUAGCUUAUACUACUCCUAGUAGUAAUAGUAAUAAUACUAUUGUGGAUAGUAAUGAUGUUGGGAAAAUGCAAAACAAUGUAGAGAUGAACAGCGUGUCUGUUAAUGAAAAGGAAGGGACCACUGAUGAUAAUGAUGAUAGAAGUUGCAGUUCUCCUUACUACACUGUACUGCCGCAGGGUUUACCAGUUUCCAAGAGAAUUCAAAUAACCCGUACAUAUCGUCAUCGUGCUGCCUUUGUAGUAAGUGAGAAAAAUAUGAAUUCUUCACCUCCACAAAGCAAAGAGCAUGUGGAAGAGAAUAAUAAUAAUAAUAUUGAUAAUAAUACAUUAUUAUCAUCAUCACCACCACAACAACAAGAUGCUUCUUCCUUUCCUUCUGUUUCUUCUUCGCCUCUUUCUGUUCCUCAAGAGUUUCCGGUAUUACAGUUUAAUACCACACAUUCUGACAUGUCAUAUUAUGUGUAUAAACGUUUUUUAUCUCGGGAUGACUUGAAACUGGAGUCGAAUGAAGAUGAUAAUAGUAAUAAUAACGAUGAUGAUGAGUCUAGAGCAAAGAAAUCCAAGAUGGAUUUUCCUUGUAUGGAUAAAGUGUUGCGACAGGAGAGAAGACGCAUAGCUCGUGUUCCUAUGCCGGUGAUUGAAUGGAAUUAUCCCAAGUAA